Molecule: messenger RNA, 2848 nt
Organism: Lepisosteus oculatus (spotted gar)
Lineage: Eukaryota; Metazoa; Chordata; Actinopteri; Semionotiformes; Lepisosteidae
Gene: fem1a
Product: fem-1 homolog a
Molecular function (GO): protein binding
Source: RefSeq, a predicted model, not a curated record
UCUAUGGAAGCAGCUCUAACCGCUAAUCGCUACUAGUCUCACGCAGCGGAAAGACUACAAUUCUCGUGAUGCUGAGCGCGUAUGGUAAACAUAGACCUGUCAAAAAAGCAAAGACUCCAUUUUGUCACCAGCCUUAAAAUGGCUGAAAAUGUAAGCGAGAGGAAGAGGCACAGAUCAGAUUUAUUAUUUUAAUUUUGAAAACCGCUUUCGCUGGGUUAAAUGGCCGACAGAAGAUCCAAACGCCGGUAAUAUGGAUAUCAAAACGGCGGUUUUUAACGCUGCCAGAGAUGGGAAGCUGAAACUUAUUCAGAAGUUGCUGAGCAACAAAACUCCCGAAGAGUUGGAAGCUCUUGCCGAGGAGAAGACGCAAGGGGGCACGCCUUUAUUGAUCGCCUCCAGGUAUGGCCAUUUGGAAGUUGUGGAUUACUUGCUUGAGCACUGCAAAGCCAAUGUGGAGCUGGGGGGCUCUGUUAAUUUUGACGGGGAAACGAUUGAAGGAGCGCCCCCCUUGUGGGCAGCAUCUGCGGCCGGCCACUUACAGGUCGUGAGGAGUUUGUUGAAACACGGGGCUUCUGUGAACAACACUACUUUAACUAACUCCACGCCUCUGAGGGCUGCCUGCUUUGAUGGCCACCUGGAGAUUGUCCGGUAUCUGAUUGAGCACAAGGCAGACAUGGAGGUGGCCAACCGUCACGGGCACACCUGCCUGAUGAUCUCCUGCUACAAAGGGCACAAGGAGAUUGCCAAGUACCUGCUGGAGAAGGGAGCCGAUGUGAAUCGGAAGAGUGUGAAGGGUAACACCGCCUUGCACGACUGUGCCGAGUCGGGCAGCCUGGACAUUAUGAAAAUGCUGCUCAAGUGCAACGCCAAGAUGGAGAGGGAUGGCUACGGUAUGACGCCUCUCCUAGCAGCCAGCGUGACAGGACACACCAACAUCGUGGAGUACCUCAUCCACCAGCCGCGCUCCUCCCGCGAGGAGCGAAUCGAUGCGCUGGAGCUGCUGGGGGCCACGUUUGUAGACAAGAAGAGAGACUUGUUAGGAGCCAUGAAGUACUGGAAGAGAGCGAUGGAGAUGAGGCAUGGGGACAAGGGCGUAGUCAUCUCCAAGCCCCUUCCAGGGCAGCUCGUGCUGGCGUACGACUACUCCAGGGAGGUGACCACCAGCGAGGAGCUGGAGGCCCUGAUAACUGACCCCGACGAGAUGCGCAUGCAGGCCCUGCUGAUCCGCGAGCGCAUUCUGGGUCCCUCCCACCCCGACACCUCUUACUACAUCCGCUACCGGGGGGCCGUGUACGCUGACUCGGGCAACUUUGAGCGCUGCAUCAACCUUUGGAAGUAUGCCCUGGACAUGCAGCAGAGCAACCUGGACCCCCUCAGCCCAAUGACGGCGAGCAGCUUCCUGUCCUUCGCCGAGCUCUUCUCCUUCGUCCUGCAGGACCGUGCUAAGGGCACCUUGGCCACCCGGGUGACCUUCACCGACCUCAUGGGAAUCCUUAACAAGAGCGUGCGGGAGGUAGAGCGAGCCAUCGCCCAGCGGGACAACCCACCGGAGGUGUCCCAGUUCACCAAGGCCCUCUCCAUCAUCCUGCACCUCAUUUACCUGCUGGAGAAGGUGGACUGCAGCCCCGAGCAGGAGCACCAAAAGAAGCAGACCAUCUACAGGCUGCUAAAGCUCAACCCCAGAGCUAGGAACGGCUACACCCCCCUGCACAUGGCUGUGGACAAGGACACCACCACAGUGGGCCGCUACCCUGUGGGCAAGUUCCCCUCCAUGCAGGUGGCCCUGCUUCUGUUCGAGUGUGGAGCUGAUGUGGACUCGCGGGACUAUGACAACAACACCCCUCUGCACGUGUCUGCCAUGAACGCAAGCCCAGAGAUCAUGAACGUGCUCAUUGAGGCCGGCGCCCACUUCGAUGCAACCAACUCCCAGCGCAAGACCGCCUACGAGCUGCUGGACGAGAAGGCCACCGCCAAGAACACCAUGCACCCCCUCAACCACAUCACCCUGCAGUGCCUUGCCGCCCGAGCCAUUGAGAAACACAAAAUCCCUUACAAAGGGCUCAUCCCCGAGGAAAUGGAAGCCUUCAUCGAGCUGCACUAACCCUUUUGUUCGCUUUCCAUUUUUUUGGAAAAACAUGCAUAAAAAGGAACUAGCAAGUAACAACCUAUUUAACUCUUGUGUCUGUAUGUCAGAUGGCGCUACAGCUUAAGAAGAUGGUGGCAGAAUAAUGUGUUGGUGGGUGGGGGUGGGGGGGUUACAAACUUGCCAAAAAGCUUGCAUGUUGGUUAAAGUAUUCUCAAGCAAGGAACCACCAGCCUCAUGGGUACAGAAUUUUGUCUGUCUAGUGCCUAGUUUUGUUUUGUUUUUUAACUAUUUAUCGCUUUAAUAUGUUUUUUUUUUAAUGUUACUAAAACAGUCAAAAACGGUAAUCGGAUAAUGUGAGAUCUGCUCUUAACAGACAUCACUGAUGGCUCACACCGGUCUCUGUCAUUCAGUACAGAUACUUGUAGACUUGGCAGGUCCGGUUUGCUCUGUCCAGGGCAGAUUGUAUUAGUAUUGUUGGGACUCCAUUGAUGCUUAUAGGAAAUCAUCCCUGCAAGUUAGAUUCUACAUCUACAAACUGGGAGCAGGACAAGCAAUUUUCCACACCUUGGAGUCUUAUUGUUUUUUUGUUUCAUUUUUCAUUAGUUUUUAUUUUACCUUAUUUAAAGCACUUUGAAGAUCUAGUUUGUUUUGCAUCAGGUCCCAAAAAUCAGCCAGUAACUGUUGUUCUGUGUUUAAUUUAAUACCUAAGCAAAGACAACGCACACAGAAUUAAGGUGCCUGAAUAAAAUUCAGUUAUCCUAA